CUUAGCACACGGUUCGGUUAAAUCAAACGUUUUCUGUGUUUUGUUUUUUUCGGUCUUUUUGGGGGAGUCGGUCAAGUUCAUCAAGUGAGAGCGGCUGCAAUUCAAAUUAGAAAUUAGUUUAACAAAUUUGUAAAUUAAAUCAAACUAAAAAGCAAGUGUAAAACCUAAAAUGACGGAAUUUGAUUUCGUUCCCAUUGCUGUGGGCGUGGUGGCCGUGGUAGCCGGUGCCCUGAUUGUGCAUUAUUUCCUGAACAAAAAAUCAACGAAACCCAGACGGGAACCCAAUCGUACUGCCCGCCUACGUACUCUAGUCGAUCCCAAUGAUAAAUAUCAAUUGCCAUUGAUUGAAAAGGAGAUACUCAGCCAUGACACACGACGUUUUCGUUUUGGACUGCCAUCUAAGCAGCAUGUCCUGGGAUUGCCUGUCGGCCAGCAUAUCCAUUUGAUAGCCACCAUUGAUAAUGAGCUAGUUAUACGUCCAUAUACCCCAAUCUCGUCCGACGAAGAUGUCGGCUAUGUGGACUUGGUGGUUAAGGUCUAUUUUAAGGAUUCGCAUCCCAAAUUCCCAGCUGGCGGCAAGAUGACACAGUUCUUGGAGCAAAUGGAGAUCGGACAUAAGAUCUCAUUCCGUGGUCCAUCCGGACGUCUGCAGUAUCUGGGCAACGGCACGUUCUCCAUAAAGAAAUUGCGCAAGGAUCCGCCCAAGCAUGUGACAGCCAAACGUGUGAAUAUGAUUGCCGGUGGUACGGGUAUCACUCCCAUGUUGCAGUUGGCCCGUGAGGUUCUUAAGCGCAGUGACAAGGAUAAGACUGAAUUGGCAUUGCUUUUUGCCAAUCAGAGCGAAAAAGAUAUUCUCCUGCGUGCCGAAUUGGAUGAAUUGGCACAGAAGCAUCCUGAUCAGUUUAAGGUUUGGUACACCGUUGAUAAGGCAGCCGAAGGCUGGGCUUAUAGCGUUGGCUUUAUCAAUGACGAAAUGAUUGGCGCCCAUUUACUUCCGGCCAGCGAUGAUACGAUCGUUCUGCUUUGCGGACCACCACCCAUGAUCAACUUUGCCUGCAAUCCGGCUCUGGAUAAACUUGGCUAUCAUCCGGACACACGAUUCGCAUACUAAACUUAACAGACAGAAGAAUGAAGUUAAUCCCAGCCACAGCGAUUUUUUUUUUUCAAUGUUGUUAUUUUUUUGGAGAAAGAAUUUGCAUUUCUGUUUUAUAAUAUAUCAUUUUCAUUAUUAUACGUAAAAGAAAAAUGCUCGAUCCACUGAUAAAGUAUCCAAGAAUACUCAUUCUUACACACACUACUGAUCAGGGAUAUGUGUGGCUGCCUGUGUGUUUGUGUAUGUGUGUGUGCGGUUGUGUGUUGGGCUUUCAAUGUGAGGAAUAAAGUAAUGCCAACAUUA
Drosophila willistoni is the source of this 1396-nucleotide messenger RNA. RefSeq names its product NADH-cytochrome b5 reductase 3. The record is from RefSeq and is a predicted model, not a curated record. Lineage: Eukaryota; Metazoa; Arthropoda; Insecta; Diptera; Drosophilidae. Gene Ontology annotation, cellular component: mitochondrion. Gene Ontology annotation, molecular function: oxidoreductase activity; FAD binding. The transcript has 4 exons. The coding region runs from base 170 to 1111 and encodes 313 amino acids.